UGUGUCGGUAGAUGAGCGCGUUCGCUCCGAGACUCUGAGGGCAGCUGUUACUCCACUGAGGGUGGUAUAUAUGAAUUACGAAUGGAUACUAAUUUAAACUUAUUACAGAAAUUAUUUUUUUACCUUUUAGUGUUCUGUUUUUGCUUAAUACAUCAAGUGUGUAUUUCGUGGGGCAUUGAAAGAGUGAAUUUAACUAACCACUAUGAAAAUCAUGAAAACGAGAGCAGCGGGAUAAUGCUGGCGAAAUGGGACCCCGGUUCCCAAGCGGAGCAGGAAGCUCAGCUGAACAGCUCCUCGUCAGGGCAAGUUGAAGCGUUGAGGUGGGAAGGUCGCAGAGCCAGGGGUCCCUGCACAUUCCCCUGCUUGAAUGGGGGUCAGUGUGUAUAUCCAGAUUCCUGCAACUGCUCUCUGUACCAAGCCACAGGAACACACUGCCAAACAGUUCCUAAUUCAGGCUUGGAGAGGGAGAUGACCUGUCGCUCAUGGGGGCAAUACAAUUACGAGACCUUCGAUGGACUUUACUACUACUUCCCUGGCAAGUGCAGCUACACACUCCUGAAAGACUGUGAGGAGAAUAUACAGCCAAGUCUGCUCAUACAGGUACACAAUGAUCCAGAAUGCACUUCUUUUCCAUAUUCCUGCACGCGCUCAGUAAGCCUUUUCCUGCCGUGGGAAGGUGAGAUUAGGUUGCAGGACCUCAACGUCACUUUCAAAGGUCAAAGCAUGAAGCUUCCAUAUAACAUCCAUGAUCUUGAGCUGGAGCAGAUUGCGGACUAUGUACUGGUAUCACAGCCUCAGGUAUUCACUUUGGCCUGGCAUGGACUGAAUGGCUCCAUUUACAUUAAAAUGAGCCCUGAGUUUGUAGGCCGCACAUGUGGGCUGUGUGGGAACUUCAACGCAGAUGUUAAUGAUGAUCUCAAGACCAGCUAUGGUGUGUUCACAGAAGAUCUUGCUAUGUUUGGUAACAGUUGGGUGGAGGAAGAGCCACAGAAGGCAACAUGUUCAAUGAUUCCAUAUCUGUACCCAUCUCCAUGCUCUGGACAGGAUUCUCAUGUUUUAUUGAAAGUGGAGGAAGUUUGUGCAACUUUACUGAAAGAGCCAUUUAAAUCCUGCCAUGAGUUUGUCAGCCCAUAUUCAUAUAUGGCCAGCUGCUCAAAUGAUCUUUGCCUGUCUGGUCCCAAUGGUGAUGUAGUUUGCCAGGUGUUCACAGAGUAUGCAAGAGCAUGUGCCCACGCCGAUCACCCAUUAAACAAGUGGAGAACGCAUGUCCCUGUGUGUGGUGUUGAGUGUCCUGCAGAGCUGCAUUACAGAGAGUGCAUCCCAUGUUGUCCUGUGCACUGCCGCACCGAACAAAUGUGCAUUGACAGCAAACUGCAGUGUCUGGACGGAUGCUACUGUCAGGAUGAUCUGAUAUAUGAAGAUGGAUUGUGUGUGAAACCAUCAGAUUGUCCCUGUGAGCACCGUGGAAUGCUCUACCCAUCAGGGCACACCAUACAGGAGGAGUGCAACAACUGCACAUGUAGUGGUGGUGCAUGGAACUGCACAGAGCAAAAGUGCCCAGGGGAGUGCUCUGUUACAGGAGAUAUGUAUUUCCAAUCAUUCGAUGGUCGGGUUUACACAUUCCUGGCUACAUGCCAGUAUGUUUUAGCCAAGAGCCGAAACUCUGGCGGGUUCACUGUGACGAUCCAGAAUGCACCGUGUGGUCCUAAUCUGGAUGGAGCUUGUAUUCAAUCAGUAAACGUGGUCUUGAAUGAGGAUCCUCGUACUGAGGUCACACUCAGCCACAGUGGGGAGGUAUUCAUGGCCAGCCAGUUCCGUAUCUCUCUGCCAUAUUCUGACGAUGUGUUUCAAAUCCAGGAGUUGUCAUCCUUGUUUGUUCAAGUGAAGACUUCGCAGGGCUUACUGCUGCAGUACAACUGGAGAGAAUUCCGUCUCUACCUGCAGCUUGGGGAACUGUGGAGGGACGACACAGUGGGGCUUUGUGGUACCUUCAAUGGCAAUAUACAAGAUGACUUUCUAGCACCCUCAGGCAUGAUUGAGAGCACUCCACAGUUGUUUGGGAAUGCCUGGCGUGUAUCAUCAGCAUGUGUGCCACGGCCAAGUUUACCACAGCUCGACCCCUGUGAUACUCAUCAGCAAGCAGCCUCCUAUGCUGUGGAGAAGUGUGAGGUGUUGAUGCAGGAGGUAUUUGCUGUGUGCCAUGAACACGUGAGUCCAGUGGGAUUCCAGUUGCAGUGCCGGGCUGAUGUGUGCAAGUGUGGAACGCCGUGUCUUUGCUCCGCCCUUGCCCACUAUGCUCGCACCUGUAGGAAACAUAACGUCAUCAUCGAGUUCCGCUCGCAUGUGCCUGACUGCUCUGUGGCAUGUCCAGCAACAAUGGAAUAUGGUCUGUGUGUGUCAUCAUGUCAACGGCGCUGCCUGUCUUUCUCAAUGCCACAGUCAUGCGGAGACGAAUGUGAAGAAGGCUGUGUGUGUCCACAAGGAACAUAUUACAGCACACACACACACUCCUGCGUUAAAAGGAAUGAAUGCCCAUGCAGUUUCCUUGGGACAGAUUACUCUCCUGGAGAUGUGAUCAUGACAUCAUCGGGUGUACAAAUUUGUCGAGAUGGACAGAUUGUCUUACAAAGCACUAUUACUGAUAAAUUGUGCCCUCCUGGGCAGAUUUAUGAGGACUGUGGGAAUAUGGUGGAUGGACCGUCGGUUAGUAAAGGUUUAGCCUGUGACCGCACCUGUGAGUCAUAUCUGCUCAACCUCACCUGCUCCACGCAUGAGCCCUGUGUUCCUGGCUGCGUCUGUCCCACAGGGCUUUUGAAGCAUGGUGAUGAGUGUUUUGAGCCCGUUGCUUGUCCGUGUUUAUGGAAGGGCAAAGAGUAUUACCCAGGAGAUAAAGUGUCCUCUACUUGCCACCUCUGUGUGUGUCAGCAAGGCACAUUCCAGUGCGAGUUCCGGCCAUGUCCCUCAAUGUGCACUGCAUAUGGAGAUCGACAUUACCGUACAUUUGAUGGACUGCUGUUUGAUUAUGUUGGAGCCUGCAAGGUUUACCUGCUAAAGAGCUCAGCUGAUGUAAUGGUUAGUGUCACAACCGAGAAUAUAGACUGCUUUGAAAGUGGUGUGAUCUGCAGGAAAGCUCUUCUCAUCUCGGUUGGAAGAUCCUUCAUUGUGUUUGAUGACGAAACUGGCAAACCUAGUCCAUCCAGCGUGAUUGACAGGCAGAAUGUGUUGAUAUGGAGUGCUGGGUACUUCACCAUCGUUCACCUGUCUCAGUAUGAGCUGUCAGUGCUUUGGGACAGAAAAACCACCAUACAUAUACAGGCUGGACCCCGCUGGCAGGGUAAACUCUCUGGAUUGUGUGGGAACUUUGAUCUGAAAACAGUGAAUGAAAUGAGAACACCAGACAACAUGGACUCAGCAACACCACAGGAAUUUGGCAACAGCUGGACCGCAGCAGAGUGUGUUAACAGUCCUGAUAUAAGGCAUCCGUGCAGUUUGAACCCUCUCCGUGAAGCCUUUGCUAAGAAGCAGUGUGGGAUUUUGCUCAGUGAAGUGUUUCAAGUGUGUCACCCGGUGGUGGAUGUAACAUGGUUCUAUAUGAACUGCCUGGCAGACACCUGCGGCUGCAGUCGUGGUGGGGACUGUGAGUGCUUCUGUUCCAGUGUGGCAGCCUAUGCUCACCGCUGCUGUCAUCAAGGGGUCACUGUUGACUGGCGCUCCCCCUCUCUCUGCCCAUAUGACUGUGAAUACUACAACAAAGUUCUAGGUAAAGGCCCAAUCAGGUUGAUGCCAUUUCGGGAGAGGAACUUGACGUUAGCAGCCAAUCAGACAAGUGGAAUGGUGUACAUGAGGAGAGGAUUGACCGGUACCGAUGGGAUUGUGACGAUGUUCAUGAUGACCCCAGGGCUCAGCAAGAUCCGGCCACAUGACUCAUCGCUAGUAUCGUUGGAAGCGCUGGAUAGGCCAAACUUCUUCCUCCAUGCAGAACGCAGUGGCCAGUUAAAACUGCGCAAGUGGGAAGAGAGCAGGGCAUUCUGGGAUGCAGCAACAUUUAUACUGCAUAGGAACACUUGGAUCUCUGGAUUUGAUUCACUGGAAUCACUAAUGUGGCCUGGAUUCUUCCUGCACUACAUGCUGUCAAGACUCCAGCUCCUAAAGUACAUUCACUCAGAUCGCUACCGCAGAGCUACUCUCUUCAAACUUAUCAAGACUACCACAGUGGGUCCUCAGUGCCAGUGGCGAUAUGAGUCCUGUGUAAAUCCAUGUUUUAGGACAUGCAGUGAUCCAUCUGCUCGAAGCUGUGUCUCCAUUCUAAAGGUUGAAGGAUGUCUCCCUGAGUGUCCAGCUCACAUGGUUCUGGAUGAGGUCACUCAAAGAUGUGUCUAUCUGGAGGAUUGUAUUAAGCCCCCAGUGAUACUUCCAGACCUCAUUCCAACACCUACUGAUACCAUCUUUUCCACAUCCCUGGCUACAUCAAUGGUGUCCACCAUGAGCAGCCUGGAAACAGAAACAAUCAGCACAACUAUUCAGACUACUCCAGAGCCUAGCAGUAUAGCUACAACUACAACAACCAUCACACACACUUCAGCAACGUUGUCCUUACCAAGCACCACUCUUGUGUCAGAGAAAACAGCAACAACAUUGAAAACAUCUGCUUCCUCAUCAAAACCACUGAGCUAUACCCCCAAAACCACUAGAAUGCCCAGCACUGCCUCUCUUACUCCCCUCAUCACGGUCAGGACGAGAACGGCAUCUGCAUCGGUCUUGCCGCCAAUGACCACAACUCUAAAACCAGCGGUGUCUUCUUCACCAUCUAUCAGCACCAGGUCAACUGUAGCCUCCAGUGCAGAUCUACCCUACCCCAGUUCUACAGAACAGCCCAGCAGAGUGAGCGCUCCUCCUGAAGUAUCUCCUCUUUCAGUAUCUACCAGUAGAAUCACCACUGAAUACACUUCCCCAACAUUCCGAGUGUCACCUCUGAGCACCACCAGGACUGAACCCGCCACGGUUUCUCAACUUUCCACUAUUACUACCAGAACAACAAAGCCCACUGGGCUGUCUACAGACAGUCUAGAGCCUUUUAGUGCUGAAACCCCACCAGUAACCAAAGCUCCUGCAUUAGAGUUGAGCACUUCUGCCACCACAGCACAGCCAACUGUAUCAGCUCCAUUACACAAUCUCACUGUCACUCUACCUACAUUCGCUCCAGCACAUUCCACAGAGUUCACCACCGCAGUCAGCGCCCUCAGCACUCUGAAAACAACACCAAUGAGAGGCACUGAAAGCACAGAACCAUCGUUGGCACACACCACCGAGAAAACCAUGCCGACUUCCUUCGCUUCAGCAAAAACGUCUACGACUUACCUCCCAGCGAAACCCAGUGAGACAACUCUCCCCGCAGAACCAGCAUCCUCUGUGCCUGAGACUUCUACGUCAGAGCAACCGGUAACCUCAAAGGUAUCGUUAAUGGAUGUAUCCACAGAAUUAGCCCAGCCAUUGACAACGAUCACAGAGGUGUCUUCUUUUGGAAUUCCUGUAGAAGAGAAAGUGGAAACCGCAGCCACAACAACCUAUCAGCCAAUGUCUACACUCUCGACGUUCUAUACCACUGGUGGACCUUGGUCUCCUGUUGCUGAAUUUUCUGCAGAACCUUCACAUACGUCUGGGUCUGGGACAACACCGACCACCACAUCUACUCAUCCAGCUCAACCAGAAGAUCUUCCUCAAACCACCACCAAAGCUGAAGUACCUCCACUAACCACGCUCACCACUGUUGUACUGUCCCCUACGGCUUCUACCACCUCAACUCUUACUCCAUUAGAUGUUUCAACAACUUAUUCAGCAACUUCUAAAACUUCCGAAACUCCUCCAGCGACAGUGACAACUGCUACCGUAUCUGCAGUCACCAGUGAAAGUUCAACAGAGUCCAGCUUGAGUCAGUUCUCAGAGUCAUCAUCAUCUUCAACCACCUCAACUUCUGCUCACUUCAUAGAGACGCUCAGCACAUCUAUUUUAAGUACAGUUGAGACUGAGACCAAAACCGAAACAACUGCCCAUACCCCAGCAUCAACCCUAUCUGCUACCUCCACUACCUCAGCAAUCAUAGUGGUUCCAGAGAUACCAACUACCACCAUAGUUCCAACUACCACUAUAGUCAGUACAACUGGGCCUACAACUGAGGAAUCUCUCUCAACUUCAGCAGCCACUCAGUGGUUAGUCACCUCCAGCACAACCACCCAAAGCUCCAUCACUGUACAUCCUAAAACUGAGACGACUCAUGUCCCUCCUCCUCACACUGACAGAGCUGCUCUUUCUACUACUGAAGCCACGCAACCAUCAUCACGGUCACCUCCACUGUACACAUCCUCCACAUCACCAGCUGAAAUGUCCCCAAUGACAGAGACGGCAACAGUGAGAGUCACACCCAUACAAAGCUCAACCUCUUCCAUCUCAAGCCCACAGACAUCUGAGACCACUAAGGAAACACCUGUUUCUUCUCCAACAAUCACAGAAAAGACCUCAACAGUUGCAUUAACAACUACGGUGCCAUCUGUCUCUGGUUCUUUGGAAUCAACAGAGCCUGUAUCCCAUACUGCUCCAUCGACUGUUCCUUUAACUGUCCCUUCAGCCCCAGAGAUAUCACCUCAAACACCUGAACCCACAACAGAAACUGGCCCCAUCACACCCACAUUACUCAGCACCACCACAUCAACCACCAGUUCUGCAGUGCCAUACGAUACAACUACUGCUGCUGAAAGAGCUACCUCGUCUACCUCACCUACAUCAGAGCGCCCACCAGACUGGAUGACCUCGACAACACAAAAGACCACAGAACACCCACCUGCUCCUGACACACCCCAAACAGUUACCUCUACAACACUUGAGACAACAAGCCCUCCUAUUGUGACGGAGAUGACGCACUGGAUGACUCCAACAGAGGAGGCUGGUUUAACCACAGUUUCAUCCAUGACCAAAGAGGGUGCUACUCCCAGCAAAAUGUGCACUCCGCCACAUUCAGAGGUGAUAGAUGAGUGCACUAAGCUCAUUUGUGUGAAUGGUCAACUGCUCUUGUUCAACAAGUCCCAGAGCUGCCCCUAUGACCCAAGUCCUCCAAACUGUGGCUUGCUGGGGUUCGCUGUGCUGGUCAAUGGAGACAAAUGCUGUCCAAAGUGGGACUGUCCAUGUCGGUGCUCAGUAUUUCCAGAUCUGAAUGUGGUCACAUUUGAUGGGAAUAAUGUGGCUAUUUUUAAAGCUGCAUCAUAUGUUGUGACACAACUCCCAAAUGAGACAGUUAGCAUCCUGGUGCAGGAGUGCAACAGCUCAGACAACACACUUGUGUGGAAUUUCACUAACCUCUGCCUGGCAGCUCUAAACAUAACACACGAAUCCAAUCAGGUGCUCAUCAAUCGGCUACAGAGACGCCUAUAUGUAAACACAAGAUAUGCAAAGCCACGGUUUAAGAAGUACGGAUUUGAGAUUCUAGAUACAGGCAACAUGUAUCUGAUUCGGAGUCCUGCAGGCCUGAAGAUCCAGUGGUUUCACAGCACAGGCAUGAUGGUGAUUGAGACAGAGACCUACACCCAUAAGCUUUCCACCAUGGGGCUUUGUGGCUGUUGCGAUGGUAAUCCACUGAAUGACCUGACCUUGUCCAAUGGCUCUAUCAUGGCAGAAAGUGAAGAUCCAGCUGUGUUUAUUGACAGCUGGCAAGUUCCUAACACCACCAGUUACAUUAGCCACAGCAGGAGACGGGAGGUCAACUGCUCUACCAGCGACUGCUCUGCCUGCCUCAACAUGCUCAACAACCUCACCUUCACUGCCUGUCAUCCUUUUGUUCCCCCGGCUACGUUCUGUGAAGUUUGGGUGCGAGAUGCCGAGUAUGUAAAUAAUCAUUGCGUGGCUCUUGCUGCGUAUGUUGCUUCCUGCCACAAGUUCAACAUCUGCAUCGAGUGGAGAAGCCCAGACUACUGCCCAUUUAUAUGCCCUGAGUCCCUGAGGUAUCAGGCCUGUCUACCUGCCUGUACAGCUCCAUCAUGUCCAAACCAGGAGUUUGAGUAUGAUGCUGGACAGUGCUCAGGCUUGGCUGAGGGCUGCGUGUGCCCACAAGGAACUCUUCUUCAUCGCCCUUACUCUGCACUCUGCAUCCCACCUAAUAAGUGUGCCUGUACGGAUAGUUUCGGAGCUCCGCGUGCUCUGGGUGAGGUUUGGAAGGCGUCGGUGGAUGGCUGCUGUAUGUACCGGUGUGAGAGUGAUGGCAUUGUGCCUGUAGAGUUAAACUGCAGUGACGUCCCACAGCCAGUCUGCACACGAGCAGGAGAGAUCAGCAUUAGUGUUGCAGAUGACAACAGCUGCUGCCCACAAAGACUCUGUGUCUGUAAUCAGACGAUGUGUGAGCCGGCACCUCUGGCAUGUCAGUUUGGAGAGAAGAUGGUGUUGUACUUCAGGACUGACUCCUGUUGUCCAGAGUAUGCCUGCGAGUGUGAUCCUGACCAGUGUGUGCUGGAUGUUCCUGUGUGUCGUGAGGAUCAGACCUUAAUAGCCACUCGUGCUGAAGGAAGCUGCUGCCUGGCACAUAUUUGCAUUUGUGACAUGUGUCCUGAAGCCAUUCCUGAGUGUGAGGAUGGGGAGCUGCUGAUUGUUGACACAAACAGUACGGAGCGAUGCUGCCCAGUUUACCACUGCUUGUGUGAGCCGUCACGGUGUCCAGUGAUAACUUGUCCAUUCGGAAUGGCUGUCAUCUCCACUGUAAAUCCAGGGCAGUGCUGUCCAUCACAAAUAUGCGAAUGUGCAUGUGAGAAGGUCAUUCAACCAAAAUGUGUCUUGGGUGAGACUUCACAACUAGAUCGAGCAUUUUUGGCAGAACAUGAGAACAAAUGCGGCUGCAAAAGACAUCGGUGUGUUAGAGAUGCAGUGUGUGUGGAUGGAGAGAGGGGUGUGAUGAAGCCGGGUCAGACUCUGAUGGAGCACACUGCCCGGGGUUUAUGUUACACUACGAGGUGCACAAACGUUCUUGACUCUGCCACUGGCUUCUACCGCAUACAAGCAACCAGUACCAACUGCACUGCACAGUGUCAGCCUAAUCAGGUAUAUGUUCCCCCUAAAGACCCGAGUGCUUGUUGUGGAGUGUGUAAGAAUGUGUCCUGUAUUCACCACAAUGAAAACGGCACCCUAGUUUUGUACAAGCCAGGGAAGAGCUGGGUGUCUGACUGCGUACGCUAUGACUGUUCAGACACACAGUCUGGACCAGUACUGAUUUCAUACUCCUACAGCUGCCCUCCAUUCAAUGAGACAGAAUGCAUGAAGAUUGGAGGCACAAUAGUGACAUACAUGGAUGGAUGCUGCAAAACAUGCACUGGAUACUCCCUCUUCCCCUUCCCUGUUAGCACUCUGAAACCCACAAUUAGCACAAACUGUGAACAAGGCAAAGAGGAUGGAAAAUCAUGCCAGAAAGUAACAGUGAGGAUGACGAUACGGAAGAAUGAUUGCCGUAGCAACAGACCGGUGAAUAUAGUGUCAUGUGAUGGCAAAUGUCCUUCAGCGAGUAUAUACAACUACAACAUCAACACAUAUGCACGGUUCUGUAAAUGCUGCAGGGAAAUGGGCCUUCAGCGUCGCUCAGUCCAGCUCUACUGCAGCGGAAACUCUACAUGGGUCAGCUAUUCAAUACAGGAACCUACAGACUGUUCCUGCCAGUGGUCCUAAAGCAAACGUAUACACACACUCAAUACGCCUCAACUCAAACUGCCAGAUUCACAAUACUGUACGUGCAUAUUCUCUUGAAUAUCAAGGGGCAUUCUAGCACUGGUUAAAAAAAGUAAUUUGAUACAUUUUUUACUUUUGUAACUUGAACAGAAAGUGUUACUCAAUAAUAACUGAACUUGAAAAUGUAAUUGCAUUUUACAGGGACAAGUGAAAGAAAUGUGUCUAUUCAUAACUGGUAAACUAUACUGUUUGAAUGGCAGACAUGAAUAAAUGCACCAGUAGUCUUGUAUUGUGUUGUAUAAUCUGUCCACUUUAAAGACACUGAUGUUACUAAGACACGCCAGGAUCCUCAUAGACAGUAUGAACUAGCCAAAUCAGAUCUGGGCUCAUGCUUUGUAUAUAACUAAAUUUACAUUAUUUUUAAAUGAAAGAAAAACAAACAAAACAAACAAAAAAUUAACAAAAUAUCUUUUUAGAAACGUUUCUAGUAAUAUAGUAAAUAUCGCUUUACAAUGUACUGUGUAUUAAGUGAUUCCCAAAGGCUUUUUUUUAUUUGAUCAUGUAUUUUUUUAAAAAUAUCAAGCUACAUUUUGAGCACUUUAUUUAUUACAAUAUGCAAACAAUUUUAAAUUCAUGAAAAAAAACAUUACACGUAAAAUAAUUAUUAAUCUAUUAUUUUCUUUUUUAAACUUAUAAAAUGUAUAAAAAGUUCUACAAGUAUCUACAAAUAUCAUUCUAUAUUUCCCUUUUUGACACACUGUAAAAACGUGGGCAUUAUUCUACUGAAUACUGUUCUACUGACUCUUUAACAGCAGAUUCAAAGCAUUGAGUGGUCCUGUUCCUUUAUUGGUACAAUAGAAAUUGUUUAACAUGAUGGAUUAUUAUGCAAAAAAGGAAUAUUUAUUCAAUAAACAGACCAUAUUAAGUUCAAUGUUUCAAUGUUUGUCAUAAAUGUGCUUAGCUUGAAUUUAUAUAUAUA
Astyanax mexicanus (Mexican tetra) is the source of this 10672-nucleotide messenger RNA. It is a transcript of the gene otog, whose product is annotated as otogelin. NCBI's taxonomy places the organism in Eukaryota, Metazoa, Chordata, Actinopteri, Characiformes, Acestrorhamphidae. The transcript has 57 exons. The record is from RefSeq and is a predicted model, not a curated record. Gene Ontology annotation, cellular component: extracellular matrix. Gene Ontology annotation, biological process: L-arabinose metabolic process. Bases 82 to 9693 code for a protein of 3203 amino acids. Gene Ontology annotation, molecular function: alpha-L-arabinofuranosidase activity; protein binding.